UUCGUGGAGGGUUAGCCCGAGUGCAGCGAUUUUUCCGCGCCAUCGACACAAAGGUGCAAAGUGGUUUGUGGCGAGUUCUCGGUGUUGGCCGGCUCAAGGUGUUGGGUGUAGGGGAAACAGUGUCGAGUACGGUGGCUGGCAUGACCGUGCAAGACGAGGUUAGGACAAUGCCUCAGACCGCAGCCACGCGAUCGCGUUUUAUGAUCACGGACAUACUGAGUGGGCCCGCCGACGGGGCGGCGAUCAUCAGGGGCCGCUCGCCCAGCCCGGGACCGAGGGACCUCUCACUACACUCCAACCCCAUCCACGACAGUGAUACGGACAGUUCGGGACACCCGGAUAACUCCAGCGUAUGCUCGAACGGCCAGGCCGGCGACGAUUCGUUAAACUCCUCCAAGGGCUCGAACGGUGCAAUAAACAAGAAACAGAGGAAAGCGCGGACGGCGUUCACGGACCUUCAACUGCAGACCUUGGAGAAGAGUUUCGAAAGACAGAAGUACCUCAGCGUCCAGGACAGGAUGGAGCUGGCGGCGAAAUUGAGCCUUACGGACACACAAGUCAAAACGUGGUACCAGAACAGGAGGACGAAAUGGAAGCGCCAGACCGCCGUCGGCCUCGAAUUACUCGCAGAGGCGGGUAACUACGCCGCCUUCCAGCGCCUGUACGGCGCGCCCCCGUACGGCUGCUGGUACCCCCCACAGAGCGCCGGUCCCACGGCCGCCCCCAGCGCCGCCGACAUCUACUACCGACAGGCGGCGGCCGCCGCCGCCGCCACCCUCCAGAAGCCCCUCCCUUACCGCCUCUACCCGCCCGGCAUGGGCCUGGGCAUCCCCGGGCCCAGCGCGCACCUCGGCUCGCUCGCCGCCAGCAGCUCGCUGAGCACGCUCUCCAGCUACUACUCCAGUCCCAGCGCGGAGGGCCCGUCCCCGCGCUCCCCCAGCCCCGACGCGCCGCUCGACCCCGGCUCGCCCGGAUCCGGGGGGCGGCGGACGCCCUCCGAGGACGAGGACACCAUCCACGUGUGAGGGCGGGGGACCACAUUGUGAUAUAAAGUGUACUAUAGCUAUGGACCUGUUAUUUAUUUGCGCUUUUACGUGUCGUGUAGAUUGUAUAGACAGAGCUGGACGAUUCUCUGGAGGGAGGAGUGACCGGGGGGUUCCAGGAGAGGAUGUAUGUGUACAUGUACGGAUUGCACUUUCGUUGUAAUCGUUUUAUUUUUGCUCGAUGAGUAUGUUUAUUCAUGUUAUUAUUAGAAAAUAUAGAAUAAAGGAUUUUAAGUUUUUA
Messenger RNA from Zophobas morio, 1284 nucleotides. RefSeq names its product homeobox protein B-H1-like. Lineage: Eukaryota; Metazoa; Arthropoda; Insecta; Coleoptera; Tenebrionidae. The record is from RefSeq and is a predicted model, not a curated record. Bases 141 to 1025 code for a protein of 294 amino acids. The transcript is spliced from 3 exons. Gene Ontology annotation, molecular function: DNA-binding transcription factor activity, RNA polymerase II-specific; DNA binding. Gene Ontology annotation, biological process: regulation of DNA-templated transcription.